GGAGGAGUCGCAUCCAUCUCAGAAAGAAACAGACGUCGAUUGAGCAGCCGUGAUCCCUCGUCGUUUCUCUUCUCCUUCAUCUUCUCGAAUCUUCCACGUCCCACAUCCCAAAAUGCGUGAGAUUGUGCACCUUCAAGCCGGCCAGUGCGGAAACCAGAUCGGCGCCAAGUUCUGGGAGGUGAUUAGUGACGAACACGGCAUUGAUCCCACCGGAACGUACCAUGGCGACAGUGACCUGCAGCUGGACAGGAUCAGCGUGUAUUACAACGAAGCCAGUGGUGGGAAGUAUGUUCCCCGUGCCAUCCUGGUGGAUCUGGAGCCAGGAACAAUGGAUUCCGUCAGGUCUGGACCCUUUGGUCAGAUUUUUAGACCUGACAACUUUGUGUUUGGUCAGAGCGGAGCCGGCAACAACUGGGCCAAGGGCCAUUACACGGAGGGAGCCGAGUUGGUAGACUCGGUCCUGGAUGUGGUUAGGAAGGAGGCGGAGAGCUGCGAUUGCCUGCAGGGCUUCCAGCUCACGCACUCCCUGGGCGGCGGCACUGGUUCUGGCAUGGGCACACUCCUCAUUAGCAAAAUCCGCGAGGAGUACCCGGACCGCAUUAUGAACACCUUUAGCGUGGUGCCCUCGCCCAAAGUGUCCGACACGGUGGUGGAGCCGUACAACGCCACCCUGUCGGUGCAUCAGCUGGUAGAAAACACGGACGAAACGUACUGCAUUGACAACGAGGCGCUCUACGACAUCUGUUUCCGCACGCUGAAGUUGACCACGCCCACUUAUGGAGAUCUCAACCAUUUGGUGUCGGCCACCAUGAGCGGAGUCACGACCUGCCUGCGGUUCCCCGGUCAGCUCAACGCUGACCUGCGCAAGCUAGCCGUCAACAUGGUGCCGUUCCCCCGCUUGCACUUCUUUAUGCCAGGCUUCGCCCCUCUCACCAGUAGGGGGAGCCAACAGUACCGCGCCCUCUCCGUCCCUGAGCUCACCCAGCAAAUGUUCGACGCCAAGAACAUGAUGGCGGCGUGCGACCCGCGCCACGGCCGCUAUUUAACCGUCGCCGCCGUCUUCCGCGGCCGCAUGUCGAUGAAAGAAGUGGACGAGCAGAUGCUGAAUGUGCAAAACAAGAACAGCAGCUACUUUGUGGAGUGGAUCCCUAACAACGUGAAGACGGCCGUGUGCGACAUCCCGCCACGCGGCCUGAAGAUGGCCGCCACCUUUAUCGGCAAUAGCACGGCUAUCCAGGAGCUCUUUAAGCGCAUAUCAGAGCAGUUCACCGCCAUGUUCCGCCGUAAGGCUUUCCUGCAUUGGUACACGGGCGAGGGCAUGGACGAGAUGGAGUUCACCGAGGCCGAGAGUAACAUGAACGACCUCGUGUCCGAGUACCAGCAGUACCAGGACGCCACCGCCGAAGAGGGGGAGUUUGAAGAGGAGGGCGAGGAAGAGGGCGCCUAAAAAACUCCCCAACUCCUCAACCAACCUAUCUAACAUUCACUAACCAUUUCACUUCAACAUUCCAUCUUAGUUCCACCUCGCGCUGGUGUUUUAUUAGACGUUAGCUGUUUUCGGAAACACUCAGUAAUGUUUACAUACUUGCAGCUCAGUUAAAAUACAGUAAUUAUUUGGGUUCGGAAUUAUUCACUGAUUGGGUCGUACAUGCUCCGCUA
Molecule: messenger RNA, 1659 nt
Organism: Syngnathus acus (greater pipefish)
Lineage: Eukaryota; Metazoa; Chordata; Actinopteri; Syngnathiformes; Syngnathidae
Gene: tubb4bl
Product: tubulin, beta 4B class IVb-like
Exons: 4
Coding region: 113-1447 (444 amino acids)
Biological process (GO): mitotic cell cycle; microtubule cytoskeleton organization
Cellular component (GO): cytoplasm; microtubule
Molecular function (GO): structural constituent of cytoskeleton; GTP binding; GTPase activity
Source: RefSeq, a predicted model, not a curated record